AUGAAGAGAGAGCUGAAGUUUUUAAUAUUGGCUAAUGUAUUAUUAGUUCUUUUUUUGUUAUACUAUACAUUCGAUCUUCUUACCUUAUGUAUUGAUGAUACAACAAAGGAUGCUUUAUCUGAUAGUGAUAUAAAUGAAUCACCAAUUGUAGAUGAAUCUGUGAUGAUGAUUCCAAAAAUUAUUCACCAAACUUACAAAACUGAAGAUAUUCCGGAGCAAUGGAUUGAAUCCCAACAAAAAUGUAUUAAUUUACAUCCAGACUAUGAAUAUAUAUUGUGGACAGAUGAAAUGGCACACAAAUUUAUUGAACAACAAUAUCCAUGGUUUUUAUCUACUUUUGAGAGUUAUGAAUAUCCAAUUGAAAGAGCCGAUGCAAUCAGAUAUUUUAUUCUUUAUACAUAUGGUGGAGUCUAUAUUGAUUUAGAUGAUGGAUGUGAAAGAAGAUUAGACCCUCUUUUAAAAUUCCCUGCGUUUGCCAGAAAAACAUCACCAACCGGCAUUUCAAAUGAUGUGAUGGGUUCUAUACCUGGUCAUCCAUUUUUCUUAAAACUAAUCAAGUCACUAAAGCAUUAUAAAAAGGAUUGGUGGGUACCCUAUAUGACAAUAAUGGGGUCCACUGGUCCAAUAUUUGUCAGUGUAAUAUGGAAACAAUAUAAAAGAUGGACUAAAAGGACUCCAUAUAAUAUUAUUCGAAUAUUACAACCAAAUGAUUAUAAAAAAUCUACACAUUCCUUUUUUUUUCAAUUGCAAAGGGGUCAUCAUGGCAUUUAG
Molecule: messenger RNA, 771 nt
Organism: Arxiozyma heterogenica
Lineage: Eukaryota; Fungi; Ascomycota; Saccharomycetes; Saccharomycetales; Saccharomycetaceae
Gene: CSH1
Product: mannosylinositol phosphorylceramide synthase catalytic subunit CSH1
Exons: 1
Coding region: 1-771 (256 amino acids)
Biological process (GO): mannosyl-inositol phosphorylceramide biosynthetic process
Molecular function (GO): mannosyltransferase activity
Source: RefSeq, a predicted model, not a curated record